AUGGAACAUCAAGUUGAGCGCCUCGAUGCCGAGAGGUAUGCCAGGCAGUUUCUUCACAUUCACACCGAGUUCGCUGAGAGCUUGGGCGUGGCGCGAGUCGGCUAUGGUUUGAACCUUCUAGGACGUGAUCGCCCGUUGUGCAUGGCUAGCUAUUGCCCAGGGGCACAGGUCAGCGUCCUGGCUCUGAGCGUGUCUCGCAUCUUGGGCGACUUCGCAUUGCAGACCCUGUUUCGCAGCUGGGAUGAGGAAUUCCAGGAUCCGAGCUCCGCAACUGCCAGCUCAGCAGGUGGAAGGGAGGUGGUACGCAUGCUCUAUCGCCCAAUCCUAGCCCUACAGGCCAUUCACAAGGCUCUAGACGGUGUUUGGUCAUGGCUCUAUGAGACAACCAUCUGGCAGUUUACAAAUUGCUGCACAACACGAGGAGAUUCUGGAGGACGACACCUGAUGGCUGAAACCUCUCUGAAGGAGACGGACAAGGCUCAGGCGGAUGCGGACUGCGAUUCGGCUCCGGAAGAUCGUGAGUUCUAUGCCAUUGCGGUACGGGUUCGAGAGGAGACCCUCUCCUCCAUCCGUGCUGCGGCAGCCGCUUCCGCUCCGGCAGGUGGCAUUGGAAUCACCUCGGUGUUGAUCUCUGACGCGCUCUACGCUUGGCUCGGCAACGUCUUGCGAUUGCCACAGGUCGUUGCCGGGUUCGGCGGGCGUUCGGCAUGGCGGGACAGCUGA
This is a messenger RNA of Cladocopium goreaui, 723 nucleotides long. The record is from the annotation of a GenBank genome assembly. Lineage: Eukaryota; Dinophyceae; Suessiales; Symbiodiniaceae.